Phalaenopsis equestris is the source of this 853-nucleotide messenger RNA. RefSeq names its product eukaryotic translation initiation factor 5A-4-like. The coding region runs from base 79 to 558 and encodes 159 amino acids. Gene Ontology annotation, molecular function: translation elongation factor activity; RNA binding; ribosome binding. The transcript is spliced from 5 exons. Gene Ontology annotation, biological process: positive regulation of translational termination; positive regulation of translational elongation. The record is from RefSeq and is a predicted model, not a curated record. NCBI's taxonomy places the organism in Eukaryota, Viridiplantae, Streptophyta, Magnoliopsida, Asparagales, Orchidaceae.
UCGUCCUUGUUCCGUCCCUCUUCCGUUCAGUCUGCUUCUGAUCUGUUGGAGAGGUGAGACCGAGGGGAGAAGACAGAAAUGUCGGAUGAGGAGCACCACUUUGAAUCGAAGGCAGAUGCCGGCGCCUCGAAGACGUAUCCGCAGCAAGCCGGAACCAUCCGGAAGAAUGGGUACAUAGUCAUCAAAGGCAGACCCUGCAAGGUUGUUGAAGUCUCAACCUCUAAAACUGGUAAGCACGGCCAUGCAAAGUGCCACUUUGUGGCCAUUGAUAUUUUCAACAACAAGAAGCUUGAGGAUAUUGUGCCAUCAUCUCAUAAUUGUGAUGUCCCUCAUGUCAAUCGUACUGACUAUCAACUGAUUGAUAUUUCCACUGAUGGCUUUGUAAGUCUGUUGACUGAAAAUGGUGAAACAAAGGAUGAUUUGAGGCUUCCCACUGAUGAAAACCUUCUGAAGCAGAUCACUGGCAGCUUUGAAGAAGGGAAGGACCUGGUGGUGACUGUAAUGUCUGCCAUGGGAGAGGAGCAGAUCUGUGCCCUGAAGGACAUUGGCCCCAAAUAAAUCAAGCAGAUUAUUCCCAUUUCUGAGGGCUUUGCUUUCAAUGGCAGCCAACUAUCUGAGCGCUUGCUUUCCAUAAUAUCAAUACAGGUAAUGAGGCUCUUAAACUGCUAUUUGGAUCCUGGAUGAGGUUCAGUGAAAUGCUUAAUUCUCUUUUAUGCUUGAUAUUUUAGGACCUAAACUUUUGUUUGUGUUGUUUUAUUUAUAUCUCAAAAAGGAAAAAAAAAACGGGGGGACUUCAAUGUAUGAUUUUCUACCAUAAGAUUUUAUGGACAGGAACUAAGUUGUUGUUCUGUUA